Molecule: messenger RNA, 183 nt
Organism: Anisakis simplex (herring worm)
Lineage: Eukaryota; Metazoa; Nematoda; Chromadorea; Rhabditida; Anisakidae
Source: the annotation of a GenBank genome assembly
UUGAGUCCCUCUCAUGGCAUUCUCACGCGUCAUACCUCGCCAUCACCGUUGCGAGCCGCAAUUGACAGCCAUCAUCAGUCCUUGUAUAUUGGUCAAGACGAUGUCAACAAUGAUCCUGAAAAUCUUCGUAAAGUAACGCCGAAAGCAGAUGUGCCAUUUGGAGAGAUAUUCCCAAUGCUUUGA